This is a messenger RNA of Parastagonospora nodorum SN15, 738 nucleotides long. RefSeq lists its product as hypothetical. Bases 1 to 738 code for a protein of 245 amino acids. Lineage: Eukaryota; Fungi; Ascomycota; Dothideomycetes; Pleosporales; Phaeosphaeriaceae. The record is from RefSeq and is a predicted model, not a curated record. The transcript is spliced from 2 exons.
AUGUCGCGCGCGAAUCAAUGGUUUGUGCCGGGCGACGGCAUUGCUCGAGAGGUCAUUACGGCCGACAUCCAGCGCUACCUUGGCCCAGACGCGCUGGGCCAGCCUGGCUACUGGAUUACUGCAUACCGAACCCUGACAUCGCAGAUGAUUCAGGAUCUGAAGAUGGACUCACAGCGUUGGCAACAGGAACGGCAACCGGGCGAGGCUGGACGUGGAGGUAGUCACAGUCCUUAUGUGCGAGAUACUAAGGUAUCCGGAGGCCCUAACGCUUCUUUAGUAGCAUACCAGGACUCCCGAACACAUGCUGCCCGCCAGCAUUGGGGUCCUUCUAAACCGUUCGACCAGUCGGCGGCGGAGCCUGCCUAUGAACAGCCAGCUCGUCAGUCGACAUCGUCAAGAACGGCGUACACGUCGCCGAGCUAUGCUGGCAGUGCUACUCAUGACUCCCAUUACACUACCACCCCAACAGCCCCAUCUUAUGGAUCUUCGCAUUCCGCGUACUCUGCUGCCCCUGCCUCGGCCGCACCAAGGACACAGCCAGCGGACCCAUAUUCGGCCUACCAGCAGCCCGCUGGUGGCCGGGACCCAUACUCACAGGGCUCAUACUCGUCCUAUCCGGCCCACUCCCAGUCGGAUCCAUACGCCGCCCAUGGACGUUCAACUGCAUCCACCGCGGGCCCCUAUGCCACCCCAAGGUAUUUUGGAUAUUUCGACGAACAAUAUUUGGUCUAUCGCUAA